Molecule: messenger RNA, 1704 nt
Organism: Camellia sinensis
Lineage: Eukaryota; Viridiplantae; Streptophyta; Magnoliopsida; Ericales; Theaceae
Gene: ATIPCS1
Product: Inositol phosphorylceramide synthase 1
Biological process (GO): ceramide biosynthetic process
Cellular component (GO): plasma membrane; trans-Golgi network; Golgi membrane
Molecular function (GO): inositol phosphoceramide synthase activity; sphingomyelin synthase activity; ceramide cholinephosphotransferase activity
Source: RefSeq, a predicted model, not a curated record
AAAGUCUCUUUUUUUCAAAACUAAUUUCCUCUUUCCUCCUCUUCACGCAGGAGGGGUUUCGUAGCGGCGAUCUUUGUUUUAAAGCCCCCCUUCUCUCUCUCUCUCAACUGUCGCUCGGUGUUCAAACAACAAGGUAGAGAGAGAAACCCAAAAUCGUCAUCAUCAUACUAAUUCUUCUAGAGCGAGAAAGUUUGGAGAUACAGAGAGAGAAAGAUUCAUUGAAUAUCGCCAUUGAAGAGGGGAUUCGAUUUUCAAGAGCAAUCUCAGAUUCCUCAUUGUUCUUGUCAAUAUUCUCGAUCCUGGUGGUUAGGUCGCAUUGCUGGAUCUUUUCUCGAUCCCACUUGUGCAAAAAUUUGUGAAAACGAUUCGAUUUUUAUUGGAAUUGAGAGAUUUGUGAUGAAUGAUGGUGACCUUAACUGUUGGGUUGUGAUGUAAUAUGGCACUGGUCCUCACACGCAGAGAAAAUGUCGCUUUACAUUGGUCGCGAGGCUUCAAAGCUAUGGAAGAGAUUUUGCGCAGAAAUUAUAACAGAACUCAAUCUUCUUGCCGAGAAUUGGAAGUAUCUUCUAGCGGGGAUAAUCUGUCAGUACAUCCAUGGGCUGGCUGCUCGAGGAGUUCAUUAUUUUCAUCGGCCUGGACCAAUUCUUCAGGAUGUCGGAUUCUUUCUUCUUCCGGAGCUUGGGCUAGAUAAAGGUUACAUCAGUGAGACCGUAUUCACCUUCAUCUUUCUAUCCUUUUUCUUGUGGACUUUUCAUCCAUUCAUUUUGAAGAGCAAAAAAGUCUACACCGUUCUAGUGUGGUGCAGGGUUCUGGCAUUUUUAGUUGCUUGUCAAAUUCUUCGGGUCAUAACAUUUUAUUCUACUCAGCUUCCUGGUCCAAACUAUCAUUGUCGUGAGGGUUCAAAGCUUGCCACACUACCCCGUCCAGAUAGUGUACAUGAAGUGCUUUUCAUGAAUUUUCGCGGUGUAUUAUAUGGUUGUGGUGAUUUGAUAUUUUCAUCGCACAUGAUCUUCUCUUUAGUUUUUGUGCGCACAUACCAGAAAUAUGGCACACGGAGGUUCAUUAAGCAGUGUGCUUGGUUAACUGUUGUGCUCCAGAGCUUUUUGAUUAUUGCAUCCCGCAAACAUUACACCGUUGAUGUUGUCGUGGCAUGGUAUACUGUUAAUUUGGUGGUGUUCUUUAUCGACCAUAAGUUGCCAGAAAUGCCUGACCGCACUGGAGGUGCAGCAUUGUUGCUACCGCUAAGCAAGGAUGGCCGGACAAAAGAAGAGAAUCACAAGCUGUUAAAUGGGAAUUCUGGAGAUCCAGUAGAUUGGAGGCUGAGAACUCCAGUGAAUGGUAAGAUCUUGGAAGAUGGCAACAAUGGCCAUGCUGACUCAGUGAUGAAUGGGGUGUAGAUAUAGAAGCUGCUUGUGCUGCGACUAUCCAAUUUAGAGCUUCAGGUUUAAAGGAGUCACAAGCUUCGCAAAGGCGGUAAACCUGAUUUUAUGUAUUCUAGUGGAAAAUCCAAUUCGGGUUAUGCUUUUCAACAUUCUGGGGUCCUGCUAUGAUUGUUGCCAAUCAUUAUCACUAGCGUUGAACAUUAACCCAUGGAAUUCUCGGUGUUUCUAUUCCUUAAGUCAAUUUCCCACCAUGCGAUAAUUGUAUUGCCAUUGUGCUCUUCCUUUUGCUUGAUCAAUAUAAAACAUUUUCUUUAGUUGGAAA